Molecule: messenger RNA, 2147 nt
Organism: Anopheles funestus (African malaria mosquito)
Lineage: Eukaryota; Metazoa; Arthropoda; Insecta; Diptera; Culicidae
Product: protein atonal
Exons: 1
Coding region: 235-1143 (302 amino acids)
Molecular function (GO): protein dimerization activity
Source: RefSeq, a predicted model, not a curated record
UACAACCGGAUUAAACCGAACCCGACGUCAUUGCGAAAGGAACGCUCUGUGAAUGAAAUUCCCUGUCGAUCGGAUUUAUAGUUUUUGAUCAUUGUUGCUGCCGCGUGAAUGUGCUCCUUUUAUUCGUCCUUUUUUUGUUAUUGGUGAAGUUUCCAAGGAAAUCACAGUGAAACGCUUAAGUGAUUAGAACAUUUGUGACGCGAGUCUUUUUCUGAGUUUUCGGUCGGAAUAAAAAUGACUAGUGACUUUAGUCGACACGCUCCAUUUUCGUACUACUACACGCACGAUCCCGUAGCACCAGCGUGUGCUAACGUAAACGUCAAAAUGGAGCAACUUGAAGUGCCAUCCUCUCUGCCGGAAUCGAGCUAUCUGGGGACGAACUACACCUACACCAACAGCACGAACAUUGCGCCCCAAUCAUCUGCCCCGAAUGUCGUUGUACUUCCCGGCUUUAUGGAUAACUACCCGGACAGCUGGAUGACACCGAGCCCCUCCAGCUUUGGGUCGGAAAGUCCCGAUUACUACUCACUCGCCAAUUCACCCCAGCGCAGCUUCGUCGAUGUGGAGGAGUACAAGGAAAAUCUUCUGGCCAUGCAGCAAACUUCACAGCUUCCCCAUCUCACCAACGGGACACUUCCACUCUCACCUCCACUUGCCACCGUACAGCUGCAAUUGGUUACUGGCAAUACUGGCAGCACAUCACCAACCGCUCCUAGCACUAAUCUGCCCGUCAAGAAACGUCAGUACAACCGGAAACCGAAAGCGAAACCCGAACCAACGAAAGGUGCCGAAACGGAUGCAAGCUCCCGGGCUGAUCUGUCGUGUCUUACGUUUUCAAAAACAUUCCCAAAACCGGCCGACACGCAAGGAACGAUAGGUUCGACCAAUACCACCACCACCACCACCAACAUCGUCGGUGUGAUCGGUAAGCGAAAACGCAAACAGGUACCACCCCAGAUCAAGAAGAAGCGCCGCCUGGCGGCAAAUGCACGCGAACGGAAACGGAUGCAGAACCUAAACGAUGCCUUCGAUCGCCUUCGCCAGUAUUUGCCCUCGCUCGGGAACGAUCGCCAACUGUCCAAGCAUGAAACGCUUCAAAUGGCACAGACCUACAUUACGGCGCUCUGUGAUCUGUUGCAGUGACUUCCGUGGAAUGCCAUACCGUAGCAGUCUUAAGUGUGCACCAACGGAGUCCUUUUUUGGUGGGGCGAGAUAUUGGGGAAUCCCAUCCACUGUACAGGUAGUAGACCGGAUGUGGAAGCCAGCGGAUAUACAGCGAACAAAACCUAAAACGAGGCUACUGUUUUGUGCUCUCCGGAAGCUCACCCACAGUGCUCUGUGAGGGAACUUCUUCCUUUUUGGGGAGAGAUGUUGUGCUUGAAUAUGACGGCAUCAUCUGGGGUGCUGGAGACACAGAAAGAGAGAAAAAAAUGUCAUAUUAGUAAAAGUGUUGGUAGGCAGGAGACUAGAUUAAGGUUAAGUUUUGAUUGUAAACACAAAAAAGCGCAAAUCUAUGAAGGUUAAAUUAUUUGUCUACUGUUACAUUUAUUAAUAUUAUUAUUGUUUAGUCACGGCAAAAUAAAACAAAACAUCAAACUAGUAAACUUAUCUUUCGGCCAUUGUAGUCUUUUCCUCUGUAGCAAUUGAAAUCUUUCAGGUGUUCAUCGUCUAAUCCGCUCCAUCCGGCAUUCAGUGCAAUAAUCUGGUUAUUCCCAACCUUGAAAUUGAUCUUUGCAUCGUCUUGCAGAAUUCUUCAACCAAAACGGUCCUUCUGUUGGGCACACUUUCUCACGGCACUUCUUCUCCGGCUCGGGUCUGGUCGGUGCUAAUGACUGGGUCUUUACCGCUAAUGAUAAACAUUGACCAACAACGGGAAGAAUAUGGUAGCGAAUAAAGGCCUGAAGCAAAGGAGAGUUGCGUCGGGGAAGGUUUUUUUUUGGCGUUGCACAAGGGUUCUUGAGAGAUGGAAAUGAAAAGAGAAAAAAAACACGGUACGGAGUUGAAUUUUAAACAGCGUUUGGGGCCGUUGCACUUGUGUUGCCGUUGUGCUGAGAAAAAGCACCAAAGAAGCAAGAAAAUUCGCCGUUAAGGUUGGAACUUGGCUGGAAAUAAGUGGCUUGGUUGAAUGUAGUCUAAGGGUUACGUGU